UUGUGACUUCGAAGAGAGAAAAAAUACUAACAGCAUCAGUUUCAUUACAACGAUGUCUUACGAGCAGGACAAGGAUGAGGUGAAAGAAGAGCUCGAUGCCCGGGCUAGGGAAGGCGAGACCGUUGUUCCCGGGGGCACCGGCGGCAAGAGCCUCGAAGCCCAGGAGCGCCUUGCCGAGGGGAGGAGCAAGGGAGGGCAGAGGAGGAAGGAGCAGAUAGGGACAGAAGGGUACCAGGAGAUGGGACGCAAGGGCGGGCUUAGCACCUCCGACAAGUCCGGCGAGGAGCGGGUCCGGGAGGAAGGGAUCCCUAUGGACGAGUCCAAGUUCAAGACCAAGAGCUAGACUACACGUACUCGGCUUGCGUUUUUAGUUGUAAAAAAAAAAAAUGGUGUUUAGGACCACCGUUGUGUUCGUAGGUCGUGUUUUUUACUCUUGGUGCGUUGUAGAAGAUGAUGGUGUUUUGUGCGGCUUUUGCUGUGGUGCGUAGUUUUCCUAUGUUAAUAAUGGCUU
Molecule: messenger RNA, 511 nt
Organism: Rhododendron vialii
Lineage: Eukaryota; Viridiplantae; Streptophyta; Magnoliopsida; Ericales; Ericaceae
Product: protein SLE2
Exons: 2
Coding region: 53-343 (96 amino acids)
Biological process (GO): response to abscisic acid
Cellular component (GO): cytosol
Source: RefSeq, a predicted model, not a curated record